CCAAAUUUGGUUUAUUGGUCACGUGAGAUUGAAGAGCCGCAUGUGACAGAAGAAACUAGAAGGCGAUCGCACGGCUAAGGAAGAAAAUGAGGUUUCGCUUCUGCGGAGAUUUGGAUUGUCCAGAUUGGGUACUUGCAGAGAUAAGUACUCUUUCAAAAAUAACGUCUGUAAAGAUGAGGCUUGUUUGUGCCCAGAUGAUCAAAGAUUUGCUGGGAGAAGAGAUCGACUACGCCAAAGUUGAGAAGUUGACAUCGGAUGCCAAGUAUGAAUUGUCAGAUGUGAAAGCUUCAAUUGCAGCUCUUUCGUUUAUACUCUCAAGUGCUGCAAAGUACAGCGUGGAUAGCGAUUCAUUAUCUAACGAACUUCAACAGCUUGGCUUGCCUAAGGAACUCUCUACUGCACUCUGUAAAACUUAUGGAGAAAAUUUAACCAACUUGCAAAGUUCUUUCCUGCGAAGUAGUAUAAAGCUGAACCAACUAACUGGGUUGGAGUGGAGAGUGGACUUCGUCUUAGGCUGCAGUGAAUUAAAUGAGAUGGUGGAGCCAGAGGUCCAGCUCAGGUUUAAUGAAGUAGAUAACAACAGCCACAGUGUACGACCUGUAUCAUUCUCCAUGACGUCACAGAAAUUUAGUGUAUUACUUGGUGAACUGAAGCAAGCGCAGCGAAUAAUGACAGGACUAUGAUUUCCAUUGCCUCCAGCUUCAGAAUCAUUCUUUUUUAUGAUCGUCACAAGGGCCUACAAUUAUUUUUUGGGGCUGAUUUUUCUCAUGGCAGAAUAUGCUUUAUUUCACACAUUCUGGGAUACUGUUGUUCAUGUCUCUGAUUGGACGAACAAUGAUUUUCACAGUCUUUGAGAUGUGUUGGUCAGUGAGAUAAAAUCUCAGUAUGAAAGCAGAAAGUGCUUGAACAAUUGUUAUUCACUCAUUGCUAUGUGUCAAAAAACUCACUUGUUUGCUGCGCCCACUUGUUACGUUUUUUGAUGCAUCACAACUCUUGAAUUAAAAUUGUUUGUACACUCUUUCCAUGGAAUGAUGGUUAUAAAUGGUGUUGAUAUUUAUGUAAGCUCUGUAGCACCUGCAGACAGUUUUAGUGGUGCAAGUAUCUUGUUCAACACAUUUUUGUAGAAAUAUGAAAUAAUUAAUUCUAUCAUAAACUGAGGAAUCUCGGUGGCAUACUGUAGUAACCACUUAACCUGAAGCCUAUGCAAAGGAGAAACAUCCUCAAUGCUUUGAAGUUUUCUUUUUUUUUAUGGAGCAUUUAACUGGCAAUAAAUACUGACUCUUGGAUAGGAUAAAUGGUAUGAUGCGUUGCUCCACUUCCUUGAUAGUACUGUACUGAAAAUGGUAUGGGAAAAUAAGAGCAAACAUCACAGACUACUAGUUGGCCAAAUAAUGAAACAGUUACUAAAUGAGAAGAAACUUUCA
Pocillopora damicornis (cauliflower coral) is the source of this 1424-nucleotide messenger RNA. Its product is annotated as COMM domain-containing protein 4. The record is from RefSeq and is a predicted model, not a curated record. Lineage: Eukaryota; Metazoa; Cnidaria; Anthozoa; Scleractinia; Pocilloporidae.